AUGGCAGCCAGAAACACCCUCCGCCGCGCUCUCCUCUACAUCCCCGGCUCAUCGCAGCGCUUUAUCACCAAAUCGCGCUCUCUUACGGCUGAUUGCGUCGCCUACGACCUCGAAGACAGCGUCACCCCGCACAAGAAAGCCGAAGCGCGGUCGCUGGUGCGGAGAGCCCUGGAUGAGCCCGCACCCCCCAGUAUCCGCGAGCGCGCAGUGCGCAUUAACUCGGUCGACAGUGGACUGGCACUGGCGGAUCUGACGGAAGUUCUCAAGUCUCCAAAUCUCUCCACAAUUGUGAUCCCGAAAGUUAACUCCGCGUCGGACCUGACCUUCGUCAACGAUGUAAUAACACAUACACUAGCCCAGCAAGAAGCGCAGGGUCUGCCUGUAACGAAAUCACCCAUCUCGCUCUUGGCACUGGUUGAGUCCGCGAAAUCCCUCACCAAUCUAACGAGCAUCACAUCCGCCACACCUCUCUUGCAAGGCCUGAUCUUCGCAGCCGAAGACUUCGCGCUGGACCUAUCUCUCACGCGCACUCCCUCACUCACAGAAUUCCUCUUUGCCCGCUCCGCAAUCGCCACCGCCGCGCGCGCCGCCAACCUCCCUUCAACGAUCGAUCUCGUCUGCACGACCUAUAAGUCCAACAGUGGUGAUGGUAAGCCGCCAGCUCAGCUGGAAGAGGAAUGCCGUGGCGGUCGGGGGCUAGGGUUUAAUGGGAAACAGUGCAUUCAUCCGUCGCAGGUUGAGACUGUGCAGCGGAUAUAUGGGCCUGAUGAGGAGGAAGUUAACUGGGCGAUUAGGGUUGUGGUUGCGGAUGAGAAGGCUGCGAGGCAGGGCAGGGGUGCCUGGACGCUUGAUGGGAAGAUGAUUGAUGUGCCGGUUGCGGAGAAAGCGAAAGCGAUUGUUAGAAAGGCGGAGGAUUGCGGGGUUGAUGUCGGUGCCUUGAGGGCCAAGUGGAGCGGACAGGAACCUGAAUAA
Molecule: messenger RNA, 972 nt
Organism: Aspergillus nidulans FGSC A4
Lineage: Eukaryota; Fungi; Ascomycota; Eurotiomycetes; Eurotiales; Aspergillaceae
Product: HpcH/HpaI aldolase/citrate lyase family protein
Exons: 3
Coding region: 1-972 (323 amino acids)
Molecular function (GO): catalytic activity
Source: RefSeq, a predicted model, not a curated record